AUGCUCACCUUCCCUGAGAUCUGUUCGGAAGACACUAUGACUUUGUAUCUUCAAGAAGGUGCGCAGUUAGUGGAGAAACGGGCACGAUCAUGUUCCGCAUGGAAAUGGCGCUAUGAUGGUGUACAUCCGAGCCCAUUGCUGUUUCGAGGGGACAGCGAUGAUGAGCCAAAUCUGCAUACGCCCUUUACCCGGCUAUCAUCGUGCAGAUCAUCUAUGUCGUCAGCUUCGUUUGGUCUGAAUCGGUACUUCGCAUCGAAAAACACUCAUCUCACCUCGGAUUCCGCUCUAGGAGUCGGUUUUCUGGCUGAGUUGGGAGGUUCACCGGUUCGAUCACUUGAUGGUAGCGUAAGUCCUGUGGAAGAAGAUUCGGAAUUCAUCUUACCUCCCAUCAACACCUCUUCAAUCAUGACGUCAUCGAUGGUCGAUUAUUUUCAAUUGGCAGCUUACGAUGAUCUCUCUGAAAGUGAAGACUCUCCCAGCAGCUCGGAUAAAAAGGACCUGCGAAUUGAUGGCAAGAAAAUCGACUGUCAAAAGCAGGAGUCUGUAUCUGAGGCCGAAUCAACAACCACUGGCCAAGGUUUCGAUACUGAGGCUGAAAUGGCUAGAUCGUUUGUGCUGAGUGGAUGGGCGGAUGUUGAGGAUUUGGACACUUUUAUAUCCCUGUUGGAUCGAAGGACCAUCCCAAGCAAGCAGAGGAUCUCAUCAGCAGAGACUAUGGCUUUCAUCGAUUCAAAGUUGCAGUACAUGAAAGAGAUGCAAAUCGAGAAAGAGGAACCACCGAAGAUUGAGAAGGAAACAAAGGAGACUGAGCGUGUGAUACAAGUACGGGGUCAGCCGAUCGGACCCGUGCAAGAUGGCUCUCUGUUCUUGGACUCAUUGCUCACCCAGCUGGCAGAAAUGACUGAACACUCAUUAGCCUUCAAUCUACAACUGGCUAAUGUUCUCUGCUCAUUAGCUGCUUACCCACAGCCGGUGCUUGUUGCCAGCAUCUUUAACACCAAAGCUAGCGAUGGCUUUCCUCAUUUGAUUCAGGUGCUGUCUGAGUUGAAGGAUCGUGUUGACGCGGCUGCGACUGGCAUUGAAGGUUUGGAUGUCUAUGUUGGCAGAGCUUUACGGACGUUAAAUGGCAGAGCAGAGAAAAUGGAACGUUAUAAUGAUGGAUAUAUAGCUCGGUAA
Cylicostephanus goldi is the source of this 1176-nucleotide messenger RNA. NCBI's taxonomy places the organism in Eukaryota, Metazoa, Nematoda, Chromadorea, Rhabditida, Strongylidae. The record is from the annotation of a GenBank genome assembly.